Molecule: messenger RNA, 1933 nt
Organism: Nestor notabilis (Kea)
Lineage: Eukaryota; Metazoa; Chordata; Aves; Psittaciformes; Psittacidae
Gene: IKZF1
Product: IKAROS family zinc finger 1 (Ikaros)
Exons: 5
Biological process (GO): regulation of transcription by RNA polymerase II
Molecular function (GO): RNA polymerase II cis-regulatory region sequence-specific DNA binding; DNA-binding transcription factor activity
Source: RefSeq, a predicted model, not a curated record
CCGGUACUAUUAAAAUAGAGACUCAGAGUGAUGAAGAGAAUGGGCGUGCCUGUGAAAUGAAUGGGGAAGAAUGUGCGGAGGAUUUACGAAUGCUUGAUACCUCUGGAGAGAAAAUGAAUGGCUCACACAAUGGCCCAGGCAGCAAGGCUAUGUCAGGAGUUGGAGGCAUUCGACUUCCUAAUGGAAAGCUAAAAUGUGAUAUCUGUGGGAUAAUUUGCAUCGGUCCCAAUGUGCUCAUGGUUCACAAACGAAGCCACACUGGAGAACGCCCUUUCCAGUGCAAUCAGUGCGGAGCCUCCUUUACACAGAAGGGCAACCUUCUGCGCCACAUAAAGUUGCAUUCAGGUGAAAAGCCCUUCAAGUGUCACCUGUGUAACUACGCCUGCCGUCGCAGGGAUGCCCUUACGGGACACCUGAGGACUCACUCGGUUGGCAAACCUCAUAAAUGUGGAUACUGUGGUCGCAGCUAUAAGCAGCGCAGUUCAUUGGAAGAACAUAAAGAACGCUGUCAUAACUACCUGCAAACCAUGAAUAUCUCAAGCAGCCUUUAUUCAGUCAUAAAAGAGGAUACUAACCAGAGUGAAAUGGCUGAAGACCUGUGCAAGAUAGGGUCAGAAAGAUCCCUCGUGCUGGAUAGACUAGCAAGUAACGUCGCCAAACGUAAGAGCUCUAUGCCUCAGAAAUUUGUUGGUGAGAAAUGCCUGUCUGAUCUUCCAUACGAUGCCACCACCAACUAUGAGAAGGAGAAUGAGAUAAUGCAGACGCACGUUAUAGACCAGGCCAUUAAUAAUGCCAUCAGUUACCUGGGGGCAGAGUCCUUGCGUCCCCUUGUCCAGACACCACCAGGUGGUUCUGAGAUGGUGCCUGUCAUCAGCCCAAUGUAUCAGCUCCACAAACCUCUCGGGGACAAUCAGGCUCGUUCCAACCACACAUCUCAGGACAGCGCAGUGGAAAACUUGUUGCUGCUUUCCAAAGCCAAAUCUGUCUCCUCUGAACGAGACGCCUCUCCCAGCAACAGCUGCCAAGACUCAACAGAUACAGAGAGCAAUAACGAGGAACGCAGUGGUUUAAUCUACCUGACAAACCACAUAGGUCCCCAUGCAAGAAAUGGCAUCUCCAUAAAAGAAGAAAACAGGCAAUAUGAUGUCUUGAGGGCAGGUACUGACAAUUCCCCGGAUGCUUUCAAAGUGAUCAGCAGCAAUGGGGAGCAAGUGAAAGUUUACAAGUGUGAACACUGUCGAGUUCUUUUCUUGGAUCACGUUAUGUAUACAAUCCAUAUGGGCUGCCAUGGGUUCCGUGAUCCUUUUGAAUGCAACAUGUGUGGCUACCAUAGCCAGGACAGGUACGAAUUCUCUUCCCACAUAACUCGAGGGGAGCACCGUUUCCACAUGAGUUAAAACUCCUCCAGCACAGAUCUAACCUCAACAGCUGCGUUACUGGAGCUGCAGGAGCCACGACAGCAGCGAAGCACAAGUCAGCUGGACUGUAAAAGUAACAAAAGAAUCAGAAGUUCAGCUAUCUUCUUCUCCCACAAGAAAAGUUUUCCUUUUGGUAGCAUGCAUUGCAACUCAGUUUUCUAAAAUGAGUACUAAAGUUUUUACUGAAAAUGUCUGAUCACCAAAAACCUUUAGUAAUGUAAGUAGGAGCUUUUGUAGUCACAUAGCUGAAAGCCCUUCCUUUAACUGAUGCUUCUUGCAAACCUCCCUUGCCAAAACUGUUAACCAUGUCCAGGAUGCACCAUGCCGAUGAGGACACAACAGGCAGGAGUGGCCAAGCUUUCUCACUUAACACCCUGAGCCCAGGUCUCUUACACCAGAUGUACAUUUUUUUGACUUCCUGGUAUCAUUUGACUCUUUUGGGAAGAUUAAACUCGACUAAAGAUGGAGGUGCCCACCUCAGAUGACUUCACAGACAGCUGGGGUGGGACGGGACC